AUGUCGAUUGGAGAAACACCCGUUGCCAAUGGGCAAAGCACAGAGAAUGGUCAACCCUCCAAGCCGGAGGACCAGCAGCAGAAACCGGAGUCUGUCAUGGGGGUUUGUGGAAGUACUGGAGGCGAUGACCGCGACGACCGCGACGGACCGCACUCUGGGCCAUUCCAACCAGAGCCAGAGCGCCCAGUACGAGAUGAAGAUCUUUUAAAUGUCGGGUCGCAGUUCAACUCCUAG
This is a messenger RNA of Talaromyces rugulosus, 234 nucleotides long. RefSeq lists its product as uncharacterized. Lineage: Eukaryota; Fungi; Ascomycota; Eurotiomycetes; Eurotiales; Trichocomaceae. The record is from RefSeq and is a predicted model, not a curated record. The transcript is spliced from 3 exons. Bases 1 to 234 code for a protein of 77 amino acids.